Molecule: messenger RNA, 1769 nt
Organism: Capsella rubella
Lineage: Eukaryota; Viridiplantae; Streptophyta; Magnoliopsida; Brassicales; Brassicaceae
Product: UDP-glycosyltransferase 71B8
Exons: 1
Coding region: 123-1577 (484 amino acids)
Molecular function (GO): UDP-glycosyltransferase activity
Source: RefSeq, a predicted model, not a curated record
UUAUUCUUUUUUAUUAUUCCUAUAAACCGAGCCAACGAAAGAAGCUUAUAUAUGAUGAUACAUCUCAUUGGCGAGUUACGAUAUAAACAAAGCAACAACAAACAAAACAAAAGGAAAGAGAGAUGAAGACAUUAAACAUGAACUUUGAGCUUAUCUUUGUACCGUUUCCUGUUAUUGGUCAUCUCAGAUCAACAGUGGAGAUGGCGAAGCUACUAGUGGAGCGAGAAGCCCGCCUCUCUAUCUCUGUUAUCGUCCUUCCUCUCCUUUCCAAAGACGACAUCGGUACUUCCGCUUAUGUCUCAGCCCUCUCCGCCUCGUCCAACGAUCGCCUCCGCUACGAAGUGAUCUCUUGCGAAGAUCAACCGACGACCGAGUUACAUGUCGAGAAUCACAUCCCGAGGGUGAAACGUGCUGUUGAGAAGCUCGUCGACGAGUACUCAAGGCUACCGCACUCGCCGAGGCUCGCUGGCUUAGUCGUGGACAUGUUCUGUACCUCGGUGAUAGACGUGGCUAACGAGUUUGGUGUUCCGUGUUACUUGUUUUACACCUCGAACGUUGGUGUUCUCUCACUCGGGUUACACAUCCAGAUGAUGUACGAUAAGAAGAUGUACGAUGCCACCGAAACUGAGUUUGAAGACUCGGAAGCCUUGUUAGACGUUCCGACUUUGUCUCGUCCUUAUCCUGUGAAGUGUCUUCCUUACGGUUUCGGAUCGAAAGAGUGGCUUCCUAUGUUUGUAAACCAAUCGAGAAGAUUCAGAGAGAUGAAAGGCUUUUUGGUAAAUACUUUUGCUGAGCUUGAACCUUAUGCGUUGGAGUCUCUUCUCUCGAGUGGUGACACUCCUCGUGCUUACACAGUCGGACCAAUAUUGCAUCUGGAGAACCAUGUUGACGGUUCUAAAGAAGAGAAAAGUUCGGAGAUAUUACGGUGGCUUGACGAGCAACCACCUAGGUCGGUAGUGUUCCUCUGCUUCGGAAGCAUAGGAGGCUUUCGUGAGGAACAAGCAAGAGAAAUUGCUAUCGCGCUUGAGAGAAGCGGUCACCGUUUCUUGUGGUCUCUCCGCCGUGCAUCUCCGGAUAUAGAUAAGGAACUUCCCGGAGAAUUCAAGAAUCUUGAAGAGAUUCUCCCGGAAGGAUUCUUUGAUCGGACAAAGGAUAUAGGAAAGGUGAUUGGAUGGGCACCACAAGUAGCCGUGCUGGCUAAACCGGCGAUCGGAGGUUUUGUUACUCACGGCGGGUGGAACUCAAUCCUCGAGAGUCUUUGGUUCGGUGUUCCGAUGGCACCAUGGCCAUUAUACGCAGAGCAGAAGUUCAACGCUUUCAUGAUGGUGGAGGAGCUUGGUUUAGCGGUAAGGAUAAGAAAGUACUGGCGAGGCGAUCAGUUGGUUGGAGCCGCGACGGUCACUGUGACGGCAGAGGAGAUUGAGAGAGGAAUCAUAUGUCUAAUGGAGCAGGAUAGUGACGUGAGGAAGAGAGUGAUGGAGAUGAGUAAGAAAUGUCACGUGGCUUUAUCGGAUGGUGGAUCGUCUCAAUCAGCUUUGAAAAUCUUUAUUCAAGACGUUACGAAAAAUAUUGCUUGAAAGUUGAAACAAGCUAAUAAACCGGAGCAUGCAACGCUCUUGAUGAUCAUCAUUAGUAAUGGCAAUGUGCAUGUCACGUGUGUUGUAUUUGUUUGAGUAAUCACUAAAACAAUAUUUCUAUAGACUUUGGGAUUACGAUUUUUUUGUUUAAUAUAGGAUGUUACGAAUUCUUUAAUAUCAAAUCUUUCACUA